Candidula unifasciata is the source of this 1983-nucleotide messenger RNA. The record is from the annotation of a GenBank genome assembly. Lineage: Eukaryota; Metazoa; Mollusca; Gastropoda; Stylommatophora; Geomitridae.
AUGGAUACUGAAGAGAUGGAUGCUGGGAUACUACAAGCUCUGAAGACGGUGAAGAACAACCCGUACGUUCAGUAUGUGGGGUUGGGUCUUGCUGCGCUGAUUGCCCAGAAGGACAGGCAGGACUCCACCGGCGCUCCGUUGAGGAAAACUAAACUUGAAUUGAUACGCAUCAGUGCUGCUGUUUCUGGGAUAGAGCUGUGCUAUGCUGCAGAGACUGCCUUCGUGAGUCCAAUCUUGUUAAAGUUGGGCGUACCUACGUCACUCAUGACCUUGACAUGGUGCCUGAGUCCGUUUCUGGGGUUCUUUCUUGUGCCCGUUAUGGGAUCCUUGAGUGACAGAUGUCAGUCAAAAUUCGGGAGAAGACGUCCUUUCAUCGUGUUCAUGUCAGUGGGCAUAAUCUUAGGUUUGGCGCUCGUCCCAAACGGCGAAGCUUUGGGACUUCUGCUUGGGGAUAGCAUAAACGACACGAUCUCAUCUCUAAACAGCGUUGCUCCACCCACUGAGCUCAAUCAGACAGAGAUAUUUAUGAAUUCCACAACGACAGCCCCAUUUUCUCUUCCUACAGGACAUGUCAGAGGUAUAAUAUUCACAAUCCUGGGCGUGGCAAUGCUAGACUUCAACUGCGACGCCUGUCAAUCUCCAUGUCGGGCGUAUCUAUUGGAUGUCAGCGUACCCGAUGACCAUCCUACUGGUCUGACGACUUUCACUGUCAUGGCUGGUGCUGGAGGAUCUAUUGGCUACAUCAUGGGCGGUAUAGACUGGAACUCCACCAACUUCGGAGAAGCUCUAGGGGGACACAUCCGGGUCGUAUUCUCCAUUGUUCUAUUCGCUUUCAUUAUUUGUGUCAUUUCAACCUUGACGUCAUUCAAAGAGAUACCUCUAUCAGAAAUGAAUUUGACACCAGAUUUGCAAGCGAGUAAAGUUAAAGUAGGUAAAUCUAAAUACCGACAAUUUACAAACGAGGACUCGUCGCCCGAUGACAGCGAAAUAAACAAAGCUGCCAUUUUGGAGAAAGAUGUAAAAUCUUCAUAUGGCACUUUGUCUGGUAAACAAAACGCAUCCUCAGUCUCCGCAAAUGGAGCAGAAUUUAAUCGUCAAGGAGGAUUUCGUGCAUUAAGUGACGCGCAUUGUUGUAGACAGAAGGAUCCAACGGUUGUCAACGAAGGCGGAUUUGAGAACGGUAAACCCAAUCAGAAACAAGGUGUUCAGGAGUUUAUCUUCCCAACAUCAGUGAACCAAAACUACCCAACUACAAACGGUCAAGAUAAUAAACUCUUCAACAGCUUUUCUCAACAUCAGAGUAACAAUAUACCAACGGCAGCAUUAACUUCUUGUAUCCCUCAUUCUCUAAACACGCAUGAAGGACCUAACGGUGGAUAUUCCAAUUUGCUGGUACAAUCGGACAAACAUGAUUCUGCAAACUACCCACACGAACCAUCUAAACUGUCACAUAAAGAUUCCUCCAAAUUCCGAAAUGUAUUUUCUCCAGGAGCGAAUCAAAACAAAGAUGAAAUUAACUUGCACGCGAAAUACAGUGCAAGCCAAGCCAACAGCAGCACACAAACGAUGGACAUUGCGGUGAGAAAGGUUGAAGUUUCGACGGAUGUAACACUCAAAACCUACCUACGGUCUAUCGUCAGGAUGCCGAGAUCGAUGUGGACUUUGUGUCUAUGUAACCUCCUGUGCUGGAUGUCACUCGUUUGUUACUCUCUCUACUUCACUGACUUUGUGGGUCAGUCCGUGUUCGGAGGAAACCCUCAAGCUCCCGCCGGAAGUGACCUCCACAAAAGAUACGACGCGGGAGUCCGGCUGGGAUCCCUGGGGAUGUCCCUGUACUCACUGUCCUGCGCCUGCUACUCGCUGACCAUCGAGCGGCUGGUUCAACGAUUCAUGGGCAGUCCAGUCAUCAUCAUUUUCACCAGCUGCGUCCUUAGUUUCCUGGGCUCCCUGACAGCAAGCCAAGUGACGUACCUCGAUUUGUAG